AUUCAGGCCGCCGCGGGCAAGGGCCGCAAGAACUCCCGGACCACCGAGGAGGAGCCCCACCGGGGCGCGGCCAAGAGCUCGGGCUGCAGCACCUACAUCAACAGGCUCAUCAAGGUGGACACGCAGGAGAAGAACGGGAAGGGCAGCUACCCCGGCAGUACCAGCAGCACCAGCAGUACCGGCAGCAGCAGCAGCUCUUCGUCCGCGUCCUCGUCUCCGUCCUCCCUGGGCCCGGAGCUGGACAAGGGCAAGGUUAUGAAGCAGCAAGACGCGGUUAUCAUCUUAGAAGACUAUGCAGACCCUUAUGAUGCCAAACGUACAAAGGGUCAAAGGGACGCGGAGAGGGUAGGCGAGAACGACGGCUACAUGGAGCCCUAUGACGCACAGCAGAUGAUAACAGAAAUCAGACGCCGCGGUUCCAAAGAUCCCCUGGUGAAAGCCCUUCAGCUGCUCGAUAGCCCCUGCGAGCCGGGGGAAAACGGCGUGAAGUCGGAGACGCCGGCCCGAAGGCGCAGUUCCAAGGACCUUCUGGGGAAGCCGCCGCAGCUGUACGACACUCCCUAUGAGCCCGCAGAAGCGGGCCCCAGGGCCGAGGGGAAGGCGCGGCCCCCAGACAGCCGGCUGCCGGAGAACGACGAGCGGCCGGCGGCGGAGUACGAGCAGCCCUGGGAGUGGAAGAAGGAGCAGAUCGUGCGCGCGCUCUCAGUUCAGUUUGAAGGAUCUGAGCGACCUUCCGUGAGGGAGGAGACGGUGAGGCAGCACCACCGGCAGAAAAGCUGGACCCAGAAAAUCUUGAAGCCAACCCUCUCUGACCACAGUGAGGGGGAGAAGGUGGAUCCAGGCCUGCCCUUGGAGAAGCAGCCUUGGUAUCAUGGUGCCAUUACCCGUGCUGAGGCUGAGAGUCGACUGCAAGCCUGCAAAGAAGCUGGCUACCUGGUUCGAAAUAGUGAGUCAGGGAACAGCAGGUACUCCAUUGCACUGAAGACAAGUCAAGGAUGUGUCCACAUCAUCGUGGCGCAGACCAAAGACAACAAAUACACGCUGAAUCAGACGAGCGCUGUGUUCGACAGCAUCCCGGAAGUGGUACACUAUUAUUCCAAUGAAAAGUUGCCUUUCAAAGGGGCAGAACACAUGACCUUACUCUACCCCGUGCACAAGCUUCACUAAGGUUCAGCCAGGGAGAGCCUGGGCCCCUGGCACCCAUGCGGGCAUCAGCACCCACCAGCAUCUAGCAGACGAGGCUGGACUGCCUCUUAAUAACUGGUACCAAGUGGGAUUCUUCAUUGAGAAGUCUAAAAGACUUGAAUCCCUUUUUUGUCACUUGGUUUCUGGCCUGUCCCUUUUCUCCUGGCUAAGUUAUUGCACAAUGAAAAAGAUCAUAAUUUACCUGUGGAUUCCGAUUCUGGAGUAGGGUUUUCUGUAUGUGACCGUUAGGAGAGGUGAAUCCAGAAUGCAGGGGCAUUCAGAGUUCUACAGAAAAGAGUUGGCUGUUACCCAGAAUACCUGGUCUCUAAGUGGGGGAAAAAACCCACUUGAUUGUACCUGCAGUUGUGUAGCUCCAAAGAGCAAGUAAUGUCAGAUCCCUUAUGGGAGGAUGGACAGAGAAAAACGCAAGAGAUCGGCAGGAAAGUGGUCUUUUAAAUUCCGCUCUGGAGUUCUGAAAAUCUGCCACGUUAGGGUCUGGCCAAAGGAUCCUUGCGUUGGUCAGCCUCGCUGAGAAAGUUGUGUUUCCUCUAUCCCGUGGGCUUAUUCAUCACUUUUCAGCAAGUCAGUGAUACAAGCAUAAAUAGAAGGGCGAUGUCCCCAAUUUAAGAUUCACCACUAUAAUUAAGCAUUGGUGUCAUUAUUUUAGUUCUGUGUUACAGAAUAAAAUACACAACAAA
Molecule: messenger RNA, 1883 nt
Organism: Tupaia belangeri chinensis (Chinese tree shrew)
Lineage: Eukaryota; Metazoa; Chordata; Mammalia; Scandentia; Tupaiidae
Gene: SHE
Product: Src homology 2 domain containing E
Molecular function (GO): phosphotyrosine residue binding
Source: RefSeq, a predicted model, not a curated record